AUGUCUUCUGAUUUCUAUAUACGUUACUAUGUGGGUCACAAAGGCAAAUUUGGCCAUGAGUUUUUAGAGUUUGAAUUCCGCCCUGAUGGCAAAUUGAGGUACGCUAACAAUUCGAACUACAAAAAUGAUACUAUGAUUCGUAAAGAAGCAUACGUUCACCCAUGUGUUAUGGAAGAGCUAAAGAGGAUAAUAGUUGACUCUGAAAUAAUGCAUGAAGAUGACAGAUUGUGGCCACAACCAGACAGAGUUGGUAGACAGGAAUUGGAGAUAGUUAUAGGUGAAGAACACAUUUCAUUUACUACAUCCAAAACAGGAUCAUUAGUAGAUGUGAACCAGUCUCGUGAUCCAGAAGGUCUCCGUGGAUUCUACUACUUAGUUCAAGAUCUUAAAUGUCUGGUUUUCUCCCUAAUUGGUUUACAUUUUAAGAUCAAACCUAUAUAA
Molecule: messenger RNA, 441 nt
Organism: Arctia plantaginis
Lineage: Eukaryota; Metazoa; Arthropoda; Insecta; Lepidoptera; Erebidae
Source: the annotation of a GenBank genome assembly